CCGCCAUUGGCGUCCUGUCAGUGGGCGCCGGGAGCCGGCGGCGGCCGCAGCGCACCGAGGGGCCGGCGCGUCGCGGGGAGAGGCCGGGGCGCCUGGGCGCGGGCUGCGGGAGGCGGGCAGGCAGCGCCGGGUCUCCCGGGAGGGCUGCCGGAGAAAGUUGCGCCAGGUUGAACCGAGCCGGUCUUAGCCCGGCCCGGCUCGGCUCGGCUCGGCCUGCCCGGCUCGGGCCCGCCCGGUGCGUCCGCGGCUGAGUGCGGCCCUGCCGCUCUGCUCCCUCCGCAGCAUGGAGUUCCAGGCCGUGGUGAUGGCGGCGGGAGGCGGUUCCCGUAUGACGGACCUGACCUCCAGCAUCCCGAAGCCGCUGCUCCCCGUGGGCAACCGGCCCCUGCUCUGGUACCCGCUGAACCUCCUGGAGCGAGCUGGCUUCGAAGAGGUCAUUGUGAUUACACGGAAGGAAAUCCAAAAGAUGUUAAACUUGGACACAAAGAUGAAGCUGGAUUUUGUGUGCAUCAGUGACAACAUGGACAUGGGUACAGCAGAUUCACUGAGGCAUAUUCACCAGAAAAUUAAGACUGAUGUCUUGGUGCUGAGCUGUGACCUGAUCACAGAUGUUGAUUUAUAUAAAGUUGUGGAUCUCUUCCGGACACAUGAUGCUACUCUUUCCAUGUUGAUGAAGAAAACUCAUGAGCCCACAGAAGUGGUACCAGGACAGAAAGGGAAAAAAAAGCCAGUGGAGCAGCGUGACUUCAUUGGAGUGGAUGACACGGGAAAACGAUUACUCUUCAUGGCUAAUGAAGCUGACUUGGAUGAAGAACUUGUCAUUAAAAGAUCCAUCCUUCAGAAGCAUCCCAGAAUGCACAUCAGAACAGGGCUGAUGGAUGCUCAUCUCUACUGUCUGAAGAAAUACGUGGUAGACUUCCUUGUAGAAAACAGGACAAUCACAUCUCUCCGGAGUGAACUGAUUCCACAUCUGGUUAGGAGACAGUUCUCUUCUCCAUCAGUUCAGCAAGGACUAGACAACAAAGAAGAGGACCAAAAGAAAAAAGAACAAGCAUCUCUAGACAUUUAUAGUUUCAUAAAAGAAGAUAAUAGCUUGCUGAAACCUGCUCCAGAUAACUCUUGUUGGAAUGAUCACAGAGGAGAUAUGAAUGAAACUCUCCACGAAGGAAAAGUGCGCUGCUACGUCCAUAUAAUGAAAGAGGGACUGUGCUACCGAGUGAAUAAUCUGGGAUUGUACAUCGAAGCUAACAGACAGGUUCCCAAGCUAUUGUUUCAUCUGGGUCUGGAAGAGCCACUGGUUCAUGGAUCUGCACAGAUCACUGACAAAGGCAUGGUUGGGUCAGACAGCAUCAUUGGAUCAUCCACACAAGUCGGGGAGAAGACAUCCAUUAAACGCUCCAUCGUCGGCAGCAUGUGUACCAUAAAAGACAAAGUUAAGAUCACAAACUGCAUCAUCAUGAAUUCUGUUACAAUCGAAGAAGGGUGCUGUCUUCAGGGCAGUGUUAUUUGCCACAACGCCGUGAUAGAGAAGGGCGCAGACAUCAAAGACUGUUUGAUUGGAAGCGAUCAGAGGCUGGAAGCCAGAGCCAAACAUGUUAAUGAAGUCAUUGUGGGCACCGAACAGCUGAUGGAGAUAUAACCCGAGUAGCUUUUAAAGAUGAUUUUAUGGAAGCCAGCAGCCGAACCAGAUGUUCAAGCGCCGUAAGAUCAUCAGUACUGGCAGGGUUUACCCUGUCAUUGCUCCUUUCCUGUUCAGCUUUGUAUUUAUGUCUUAAUAAAGAAGAAUUUCCAGA
Colius striatus (speckled mousebird) is the source of this 1793-nucleotide messenger RNA. RefSeq names its product eukaryotic translation initiation factor 2B subunit gamma (gene EIF2B3). The coding region runs from base 284 to 1639 and encodes 451 amino acids. Lineage: Eukaryota; Metazoa; Chordata; Aves; Coliiformes; Coliidae. Gene Ontology annotation, cellular component: guanyl-nucleotide exchange factor complex; eukaryotic translation initiation factor 2B complex. The transcript is spliced from 11 exons. Gene Ontology annotation, biological process: biosynthetic process; cytoplasmic translational initiation. Gene Ontology annotation, molecular function: translation initiation factor activity; guanyl-nucleotide exchange factor activity. The record is from RefSeq and is a predicted model, not a curated record.